Camelus dromedarius (Arabian camel) is the source of this 1531-nucleotide messenger RNA. It is a transcript of the gene LRPAP1, whose product is annotated as LDL receptor related protein associated protein 1. Gene Ontology annotation, molecular function: lipase binding; heparin binding; very-low-density lipoprotein particle receptor binding. Gene Ontology annotation, biological process: negative regulation of very-low-density lipoprotein particle clearance; negative regulation of receptor internalization. The record is from RefSeq and is a predicted model, not a curated record. NCBI's taxonomy places the organism in Eukaryota, Metazoa, Chordata, Mammalia, Artiodactyla, Camelidae. The transcript is spliced from 8 exons. Gene Ontology annotation, cellular component: cis-Golgi network; endomembrane system; rough endoplasmic reticulum lumen. The coding region runs from base 39 to 1256 and encodes 405 amino acids.
CCCGCAGCCACCGGGGUCUCGGCGUCUGAGGGUAGAAGAUGGCGUCGCGGAGAGUCCGAGCGGGGCUGCGCCAGCUCAGGCCGCCGCCGCCGCCGCCGCUGCUGCUGCUGCUGCUCCUCCUCGGGCCCUGGUCGGCUGCGGGCCAUGGCGGCAAGUACUCGCGGGAAAAGAAUGAGCCCCAGCCGCUGUCGAAGCGCGAGCCCGGGGGGGAGUUCCGCAUGGAGAAGCUGAGCCAGCUGUGGGAGAAGGCCCAGCGGCUGGGCCUUACUCCUGUGAAACUGUCUGAGCUACAUGCUGACCUGAAGAUACAAGAGCGGGACGAAUUCAAGUGGAAGAAGCUGAAGGCUGAGGGCUUGGAUGAAGAUGGGGAGAAGGAGGCAAAGCUUAUCCGCAGUCUCAACGUCAUCCUGGCCAAGUACGGUCUGGACGGGAGGAAGGAUGCCCGGGCUGUGAGCAGCAACUUCCUCAGCCACGACGCCCAGGACGACAGCCUGGAGGACCCUCGGCUGGAGAAGCUGUGGCACAAGCUCCUGUCCAGGACGUGCUGUCUGGACCACACUGAGUGGGGGCAAGAACUGGGGUUCUCCCUCCCCUGGACGUGGACGGUGAGCAUGGCCGACCGGGGUGUUCACCCGAGGCCACUGUGCUUUCAGGCGAAGACCUCUGGGAAGUUCUCCAGCGAAAAUCUGGACAGGCUGUGGCGGGAGUUCCAGCAUUACCAGGACAAAGUCCAUGAGUACAACGUCCUGCUGGAGACCCUGAGCGGGACAGAAGAAGUUCACGAAAACGUCGUCAGUCCUGCCGACAUGACCCGCGUCAAGGAGGAGGUGCUGCAGAGCAGACACGCCGAGCUGAAGGACAAGCUGCGGGACGUGAGCCAGGGCUUCGAGCGCCUGCGGAAAGUCAGCCACCAGGGCUACGGCGCCCAGGCCGAGUUCGAGGAGCCACGGGUGAUGGACCUCUGGGACCUGGCCAGGGCGGCCAACUUCUCUGAGAAGGAGCUGGAGUCCUUCCGGGAAGAACUUAAGCACUUUGAAGCCAAGAUUGAAAAGCACAACCACUAUCAGAAGCAGCUGGAAAUUUCCCAUCAGAAGCUGAAGCACGUGGAGAGCUUCGGUGACCCGGAGCACAUCAGCCAGAACAAGGAGAGGUACGCCCUGCUGGAGGAGAAGACCAAGCAGCUGGGCUACAAGGUGAAGAAGCACCUGCAGGACCUGUCCAGCCGGGUCUCCAGAGCGCGCCACAACGAGCUCUGAGCCCCGGGAGCCUGGCCGCAGGACUCCUGAAGACAGCCAGCAGGGGACGGGGCCACAAGGGUCCCGAGCGAGAAGAGGAGCUGCGUGACCCCCCACCUCCCCCUGGCCGGCACGGCCCCGCCCACAACACCGCUGGCAGUCACCUCUGUCAGGAACGCCGAUUUCCAGCUGCCCAUGCUGCAGGGUCACAGUUUGCAUCAAAAUCUUAUCAGUCUGCUGCUGGAAAUACUGUGUACAGAAGUCCUCAGAAAUACACUGCAGUGUUUAAGCCCCGA